This is a messenger RNA of Anarrhichthys ocellatus (wolf-eel), 1026 nucleotides long. It is a transcript of the gene tnfa, whose product is annotated as tumor necrosis factor a (TNF superfamily, member 2). Gene Ontology annotation, molecular function: tumor necrosis factor receptor binding. Bases 1 to 735 code for a protein of 244 amino acids. Gene Ontology annotation, cellular component: membrane. Gene Ontology annotation, biological process: immune response. The transcript is spliced from 4 exons. NCBI's taxonomy places the organism in Eukaryota, Metazoa, Chordata, Actinopteri, Perciformes, Anarhichadidae. The record is from RefSeq and is a predicted model, not a curated record.
AUGGAAGGUGAAUGCAAGGUACUACUGGACGCCACUGUCCCCACAGAAGCCAGGAGAGAAACAAUACGAGCCAAACCGAGCUCAAAGCAAACCACGGCCCUGCUGGUGUUCACACUCUGCCUUGCGGCUGCUGCUGCUGCUGUCCUCUUCUUCAACAGGCAUGCCAAGAGCCCAGGACACGAUGAAGACCAAUCUGAUCUUCAACGCACAUUGAGGCAGAUUUCAAAUGUGAGAGCGGCCAUUCAUUUAGAAGGACAAUACAACUCUACUAUGAAGACCUCGGCGGAAUGGAAGAAUGCGGUGGACCAGUCCCACUCUCAAGGAGGGCUGAAACUCAACAACAACCAAAUUGUGAUUCCUCAAAAUGGCCUCUACUUCGUUUACAGCCAAGUGUCGUUCCGGGUCAAGUGCAGCAGCAGCGAUACUGAUGAUGCCACCUUGCAGCCCAUUGUCCACGUGAGUCACACUGUGAAGCGCUGGUCCAGUUCAAUAGGGACUGUGGAACGGACCAUCCUGCACUCCAUCCGCAGUGUCUGCCAAACGAAAGCCAGCAGCAAUCCAGAUGAGGAGGGGAGCUGGUUCUCCUCUGUGUACAUGGGAGCUGUGUUCAACCUGAGGAUGGGGGACAGACUAAGGACGGUGAUGGAAGAGAAGAUGCUGCCGGGCCUGGAGGAGGAGUCGGGGAAGACAUUCUUUGGUGUGUUUGCGUUGUCAGGACAGCUGACUGACAUCUAGAGGGCUCCACUGUGAGGCCUAUAGCCAGUCUCUGCAACUUUCAGAAGAGACUUCACACCCAAACCUUUAGCAAGUCAUUUAAAGUGUUCAAGUAAACCAAGCUCAGUUAACUGUAGCAAUGGACAAGGAGAUCACUGUAAUGUAUUACCAUAGAUAUCUCUAUGGGUCUAUAAUGUUAUGUACUAUGUACUCGCCUUAGUGUCGAUACCUUUUGAUAUACUCUAUAUUUCUACAGAUGUAUUACAACUACUGCGUAUUUAUUGUGUUACUACAGGCUGACAGAAGAUUUUA